GGUCACCGCAUUUAAAGCCUCAAAUUCUUGCACACAUGAUUUGUUGACGAGCUCUUGUUCUCGAGCAAAUGUAUCCAGUCUAGAAACUACCUAGCGAAGUGAGCAUCAUGAUCUCCACCAUCACCCCACUACUAUCUUCGCAAUGGGAACAUCACCCUAUUCGCUCUCUUAUCAUAUUACUUCUUCUUAUUCCUGUAUCGUACAUCAUUUCCAAUGAGUACGUGCGAUACUCGCGACGUAUCAAAGGCUUCUCUGGGCCACCAAAUUGGCCUUUGGUUGGAAACAUCCCGGAUAUCAAAUACAAUGCUGCGCAGAAGUAUAUGGAAUGGAGCAAGAAAUAUGGUGCCGUAUAUCAAGUGCAGCUGGGCAAUGAACCGGUGAUUGUGGUCAAUACUGCCGAUGCUGCGAGGAAGCUUUUUGGUGGGCACAGCCAGGCGUUGAGUUCGAGACCGGUGCUUUGGACUUUCCACAAGGUGUUGUCCAAUACUGCUGGUACGACGAUUGGCACAUCGCCUUACAACGAUUCACUCAAGCGAAGGAGAAAGGGCGCUGCUUCCGCGCUCAACAAACCCUCGAUUGCGACGUACAUCGACCAUCUGGAUCUCGAGACCAAGGAUUUCGUAAAAGACGGGUUUGAAUCAGGAAAAACUGGUACUGUGGGCGUAGAUCCAAUGCCCAUGAUCGAGCGUCUUUCUCUCUCGCUGGCCUUGACUCUCAACUGGGGCACACGUAUAGGUAGCCGACAUGAUCCACUGUUCCAUGAGAUCUGCGAGGUUGAAGCAGCUGUGUCCAAGUUCAGGAGUACCACGGGGAAUCUGCAGGAUUAUAUCCCGAUUCUGAGGCUGAACCCAUUCAGCCAGGGUACAAAGCAGGCAAAAGACUACCGGAACCGAAGAGACGUAUACUUGGCCAGGCUGAACCGCGACCUGGACGAGAGAAUGGCAAAGGGCAUCCACAAGCCAUGUAUCCAAGCGAACAUCAUCGAAGACAAAGAGGCCGCGCUGAACAAGGAGGAGCUGACGUCAAUCAGUUUGACGAUGUUGUCUGGUGGUCUGGACACUAUCACCACGCUCGUACAAUGGAGUGUUGCGCUGCUUGCUCAGAGACCAGAGAUUCAAAACAAGGCCAUUGAGGAGAUCAGGAAAUUUUACUCCGAAGAGGAACCGCUGGCCGAUGCAAAUGACGACCAAAAGUGCAGCUACAUUGUCGCUACAGUCAAAGACAUCACGUACGAGGGCAAAGUCAUUCCAGCUGGUAGCACAUUGUACCUGAACGCGUGGGCGUGCAACAUGGACCCCGACGUUUGGAACGAUCCACACGAGUUCCGUCCGGAGCGCUGGCUCGAGCAGCCCAAUGCGCCGUUGCACACCUACGGACUGGGUUACAGGAUGUGCGCGGGAUCGCUAUUGGCAAAUCGAGAGCUCUACUUGAUCUUUUUGCGCUUACUGAAUAGCUUCGAGCUUGUGCAGGACUCGCCGGUGGACGUGCACCCGGUACGAGGCAGCGCGGACCCGACCUCCCUGGUGACGAUGUGCCAUGCUUACAAGGUGAUCUUCAAGCCGCGAAAUGAGAGGGUGCUGCGCGAGGCUUUGAAGGCGGCGGAUGAGCGAUUGGCUGCGAAUGAAAGGACGUAA
Messenger RNA from Pyrenophora tritici-repentis Pt-1C-BFP, 1634 nucleotides. The record is from RefSeq and is a predicted model, not a curated record. Lineage: Eukaryota; Fungi; Ascomycota; Dothideomycetes; Pleosporales; Pleosporaceae.